Molecule: messenger RNA, 1282 nt
Organism: Electrophorus electricus (electric eel)
Lineage: Eukaryota; Metazoa; Chordata; Actinopteri; Gymnotiformes; Gymnotidae
Gene: wbp2nl
Product: WBP2 N-terminal like
Biological process (GO): positive regulation of DNA-templated transcription
Cellular component (GO): nucleus
Molecular function (GO): chromatin DNA binding; transcription coactivator activity
Source: RefSeq, a predicted model, not a curated record
CUGAUGACGUUGUAUUUUGGUCAGUCACGAGUUGGGAAACAUUUCACCGACACAUCGCCACAGCGAGCAGAAGUAAUACUCCGACAUCUCACAGCAAACAUGGCACUAAAUCGAAAUCAUACUCAACAAGGUGGUGUUCUGAUCGACAACAGCGAAAGUGUGCUCAGGGACUGUAAGAAUGUGGAGCUCUCCUUCAGUGAUGUCACACAGAAGAGUGAUGUGUUCAAGGGAACCAAGAAGGGCUCUGUGUACCUCACACCGUACAGGAUGGUCUUUGUGAGCAGUCAUAUGAAGGAUAAGUUUGGCUCGUUUAUGUUCCCCUAUUACUUGAUGAAGAACUUCAGCAUUGAACAACCAGUUUUUGCUGCAAACUACAUCCAAGGAACCAUCAAAGCAGAGGCUGGCGGUGGUUGGGAGGGCCAAGCCUGCUUUAAGAUGUCUUUCCUCAGUGGCGGCGCUAUAGAAUUGGGUCAGCAUCUCUUCAAACUGGCCACCAAUGCGUCCCGUGCUCCUGCGCAGGGUGGAAUGGGUGCAUUUGGCUCUGCAGGCUUCAUGAAUGGCUACCCCAGCCCUGCCCCGCCCCCAGCCCCGCCCCACACCUUCCCUUAUGGGCCAGUACCCCAAAACCCUCCUCCACAGGCCUUCCCCUACGGGCCACAGACUCCCUACACCCCAUACCCUUACCCGCCUGCUGUCCCAGGCAUAUAUCCUACAGCUCCACCCUACAUGGCUCCACCUCCUCCUUACCCUGGAUCCCCCCAGAACUGGAACUCUCCUCCAGUUGCUCCAGGAAACUCUAAAGCAGCAGAAGCAGCUGGAAGUGCCUAUUACAACCCCACCCAACCGCACCAUGUCUACAUGCCAAUGGACCAGCCUCCUCCGUACUCUCCUCCUCAAAAUCAGUGUGACAAGAAGAACAACUGAGACCACAGCACAUUAUUAUUAUUAUUAUUAUUGUUAUUAUUAUUAUUAUUAUUUCUUUGAUAUAGUGGUUAUUUUGUUUGUGUUUCUGGCAAGUGUUUAGAAUGUUUCAUGUUUUACCACAACAGUCAUAUAUACUGUGUCAGUUAUCAACUGUGUCUCAUUCUUGUGUGUGUGUGUGUGUGUGUGUGUGUGUGUGUGUGCUGCCACUUUCCCUUUGUGUUGAUGUAUUUUAGCACUCUGUAUUACUCGUUUGUAGUUUGAUGGGGUGGGGAAGCAGACUAGUUUUCACAGCUUUUCUAACCAAUGAAAGAUCCUCUGAUGAAGAUUUAGUGUUUAAUCAUGGAGUGUAAGGGGGAGA